GAUGAGGAGAGGAGAAAACGGACGACAGAAAGCCUUCUGCCGCAGAGAAAAACCCAGAUUAGGCUAAUUUGACAAACCGCUCCACCGGCAUCCCCGGUGCGUGCACACCGCGUCACCUAUCCUGCGACUAAUACCGACCCACCCAUCAGGUUGUGUUGCUGGUGUAGGGUGGAGCUGGACACACGGAGAGCCGGCGGGAUAACAUCUUUCUCUGAAUGCGUUUUAGAUGAUCUCCGUCAUCACCGUGUCGGUUCAACCGUUCCCCUCUUUAGCGGAUGAGCGAACCUUGGGGGAAAGCGUUACCCCUGUGAUCGGAGGAGGGUUGGAUUCUCCCGAGCUGGUGACCUCCUGCUCUGGGGGACAAAUCCUGCCACCACCUGGCGUCACCGCUCCUCCAGCAGACUGAGAGCGACGGAGCCCACCGAUGCCUCCGGCAGCCCCUGAUGCUCGGCAGUGCUCCGGGGCUUUCCGGUCGGUGGGAGAGGCUGGAGCCGCGGCCGCGCGCUAGGAUGCUGCGCCAGGUGUUGCACGCGGGCCUGAGGACCUCCUUCCACGCGCUCGGCCGGUUCGUUGCGAGCCACCCGGUGUUCUUCGCCUCAGCGCCCGUGCUGCUCUCCAUCCUGCUGGGUGCCAGCUUCAGCCGUUACCGGGUGGAAGAGGAUGUGGAGAGUCUGCUCGCUCCCAAGCACAGUCUGGCUAAGAUAGAAGGCAACCUGGUGGACAGCCUCUUCCCCGUGAACCGCUCCAAGCACGCGCUCUACUCAGACCUGCAAACACCCGUACGCUACGGGCGCGUGAUCGUCACCACCCGAAAGGGGAGCGUGCUGGACCCGGUUCAUCUGGACACAAUAUUAAAGCUCCACAAACGAAUCUACCAGAUGCCGGUGACGGUCCCAGCCACAGGUGUCAACAGCUUCAACUACUCCUUCUCCUACCUCUGUCUCCCAGACGACAAGAACGUGUGCAUCAUUGAUGACAUCAUCCGUGCUAUGGAAGAGAUCCAAUCAGCUCGCAUCUCUAACAGCACCAUCCCAAUACUGCGGUACCCGAUCACGCAGCUUGCAGACGGAAGGCAGGCAUACAUUGGCCACCAGCUGGGUGGAGUGCAGGGCUGGGGUCCCAAUGGGGGGGUGCGUGGUCAGGGGACUGGAGCCAAGGGAGAAGGUGUACGUUCUGCAAGGGCGUUGCAGCUCACCUACUACCUCCAAGCCCGUGGCGGCCUAAUGGACCGGGUGGCCAGCCAAUGGGAAAAUGCCUUCUGUGCCGAGUUACAGCAUUUUGCAGCGUUACACCCUAAACUGGGGCUGCACCCUUCUACUUCCUCUUCUCUGAGGACAGACUUCCAGUUCUCCUCGGUGCUGGCACACCGCCCCCUGUUGGCUAGCUUGGGGGCGUGUGGUGUGCUUGCCAUGCUCUGCUGCACUAUGAGGGACUGUGUGAGGUCCAAACCCUGGUUGGGACUGCUUGCUCUGUUGUCAAUCACUCUAUCAGGCCUCACUGCUGCUGGGAUACUCAACCUGACCGGGACGACCUACAACUCUACGUACCUAGGCAUCCCUUUCGUCAUGCUUGGUCAUGGCCUCUUCGGCUCUUUCGAGAUGCUGUCGUCAUGGAGGCGAACUCGGGAGGACCAGCAUGUGAAGGAGCGGGUGGCGAGUGUGUUUGAGGACGUCAUGCUGCGUUUCUCCGGCUCCACCAUGCUCCACCUGAUGACCCUGGGUCUGGCUGCCUCGCCGCUGACCAACAUGGAGGCCGUCCGGCUAUUUUGCCGCACCGCCAUGUUGGCUGUCACCAUCAGCUACAUUUACAUGCUGUCCUUCUACAGUUCCUGUCUGGUGUUCACUGGGUACUUAGAGACCGGGUACAGACAUGGCUGCUUCUGCCGGCGAGUCCCCAAACCGGAGCGCCUGGACUCUAAGCCGGCCUGGUACAGGUGUCUUAUGUACACUCGCUACCAGGAUGAGGCCCAGACCACCAACCCACCAAUCGGGGUCGGCAACAGUCACUCUCACACACCAAACUCUAACCUAACUCACACACACACACACCCACAUACAGCAAACAACCCUGCCACGCAUGGGCUCGGUCAUGUGGCUAACUCCACACUCACACAUCCACACACACAUUCCACAGCUCACAUGGACCCUAAUCCUCAGGACUCUCACCUUUUGCUGGGAUGUGUGAGGCGUUGCUAUGGAGACUGGAUCACUAACACCUAUGUCAAACCCUUUGUGGUUCUGCUGUAUCUGGUGUACAUCUCCUUUGGAUUGAUGGGCUUCCUGCAGGUGACCCAGGGUUCAGACCCCAGUGCACUGGUUGCCAUGGAUACAGCAACAGUAUUGUACACCCGUGCCCAGCAGCGUUACUUCAGCUCAUACUCCCCUGUCAUUGGAUUUUACAUCUAUGAAAGCGCCCCCUACUGGAAUGCCUCAGUUCAACGGGACCUGCUGGAAUAUGCCAAAGGCUUCCAGCGAAUCAGCUGGCUAGAAGCAUACCUGAACUACCUGACAGAUAACAACCAGUCCACCAGCCAGCCGCGGGAAAACUUCACCCACACGCUCCGUCACUCUUUUCUCCGCGAGCCUCAGUUUGCCCACUUUGCUGAUGACAUCAUAUUUGCGGAGCGUGGUCAAGGCGAGGAGCCAGAUGUGGCGGCGUCCCGAAUCUUCCUGGUGGCCAAGACAACGGAGAACAAGCGGGAGGAGAUGUCAGUGCUGCUGGACACGCUGCGGCGCUUGUCGCUGAGCUCGCGCGUCCGCUUCCUAAUCUUUAACCCCUCUUUCGUCUACCUGGACCGCUACGCUGCAGCGGUCAGCUCCCCCCUCAGACACUCACUGCUGGCGGUGCUCUUCCUGUUGGGUCUCUCCUCUCUGGCUGUAGUGGAGCCUCUGGUCUCUGUGUGGCUGGGCCUCACCCUGCUCUCGGUUCAGUUCGGGGUGCUGGGCUUCAUGACCUUAUGGGGUGUGGAGCUGGACUGCAUGUCUGUGUUGUGUCUGAUCUCAGCCUUGGGACAUUCUGCGGACUGCAGCGGCCCCCUCCUCUGCGGUUUCGCCUCAGGUCGAGGGGACAGCAGGACUCGCUGGGUGAGGGUGGCCCUGGAGAGACACGGGGUGCCCUCUCUACAGACGCUUAUCUGCUACAGCGCCGCCCUGGUGCCUGUUGGGGCAGUACGCUCCAACCUCACACACACACUCUUCCGCUGCCUCACCCUAACGGCCGGCUGCUCGGCCCUUCACACGCUCGCAUUCCUGCCGACCCUCCUCACUUUCCUGCCUCCCUCCAAGACCCCGGGAAACCGACCUGAAGAAGACGGCCAGAGACAGGAGGUGGAGUGCGUGGAAAUGAACGACAGCACUCGUGUGGUUGACCAGAUCACCACUGUAUGAGCAUGGGAUGAGGGGCUCUCGGUUGCCCUGGUGACUGCCGGCUGGGAAUUGGUUCAAUGUAAUCUGAGCAGCCGCUAUUCGUGCUGAAGAGAAGAAUGCCAAUACGUGUAAAACAAGGAGGAAAAAGAGAGUGUCACUAAGAAAAAAAAUAGAGGUGGAGGGUCUAGAGGGAACAGUAAAGGAGAGUCUAGUGGCGAGUGAAGAAAAGAGAAAUAUGAGGGUCAAAUGCAGUGUAUCCAUGGUUACCUGCUUGUUUCUAGUGCUGCGUGGCAUGUUAAUGAGCUCUUUUCCAAACAGCCAAUCAGAUGUUGAGGAUCAGCUGAGGUCAGGUCUGGCUGUGACGUUAUCCCAGAGGAGCAGCCACAAUUUUCACGUGUCCAAAAGUUGCUUUAGAUCUGAUCACACUGUUUGGCUACUGCUAUCUGUGUUCACCAUAUCAGUUACAUACAGCUACAAUGAUAUGAGGCAAUCAUCUGUAUGACUCGAGUAUUUCUACUUUAAUGCUGGACAAAUAAAGUCAAAUCAAGAAAA
Messenger RNA from Trematomus bernacchii (emerald rockcod), 3917 nucleotides. It is a transcript of the gene ptchd1, whose product is annotated as patched domain containing 1. The record is from RefSeq and is a predicted model, not a curated record. Gene Ontology annotation, biological process: chemical synaptic transmission; cognition. NCBI's taxonomy places the organism in Eukaryota, Metazoa, Chordata, Actinopteri, Perciformes, Nototheniidae. The transcript has 5 exons. Gene Ontology annotation, cellular component: plasma membrane; synapse. Bases 444 to 3386 code for a protein of 980 amino acids.